UCUAACGUUGCGAUAGUAAAUACUUAUGGCCCUAUUAUGUAUGGCGACUGAUAGCCGAUGGGCAACCAUAGACUAAAAUUCACAUUACGUAUGGCAACUCGUUACUGACUGUCGGCUACUGGCAAGGCUACUGAGUCUGGUAGCGCAAUUUUCUGUAUUAUGUAUGGCUACCAUCUCUUUUUAUAGUAUACACAAACGUCAAAUUGAAGCAACUGAUCAGCAUCAGUCGCCAUUGUUAUAUUUUGCGAAUUUUGGAGGAGAAAGCUGAAACAAAUUGUGAUCAUGGCAGAAAAAUUGCCAGUGAAAAUUACUAAUAGCAAGCAAUUUGAGCGUUUGGUGCAUUUAAUGCAAUCCAACCCAGGAAUUGCAAGAGCAACACGGACGUUUGGACAAAACAAAAUCCAAAACGACGAACAAUGGGACGCUUUUGCUACCGAAAUAAAUAGUUUCGGCCUUCCAAGUAGAUCUGGAAAAGAGUGGCAGCGGGUAUGGAUUAACUACAAGGCCAAAACCAAGAAGAAAAUUAGUGCAAAUAACCGAAAUAUAAGAACGACUGGUGGAGGCCCAUCAGAGGAGCAACCGUUAUCUGCACUCGAGCAAGUGGUAGCAGAUAUUUUACACACAGACGUAAGUGUAAAUCCACCCGGCAAUGUGUUUGGUAUUGUGGAAAUGGACGAAGACGAACAAAACGUAGAGCCGUCAUGCAGUUCUUCGCCAAAUAUUACGAUAACUGUUCCAAAAAAAAGGCAAAAAAAAAAUAUUGAAGAAAUGAAAGUGGACAUGUUAAAGUCGCAAACUUUAAAUAACUCGGAUAUAGCACAAAAUUAAAAAAAAAUGGAAAAAAUACAUACAAAAUUAGCAAAUAUGCUGAAAAAAAUCAUGAUUUAAAAAAAGAAAAAUUUGAACUAUUAAAAGAAAAUAUGAAUUCAGAGGCAGAACUUAAACGAAAGAAAAUUCAACUUAUCGAAUACCAAUUAAACAAUAUGUAAUUUUAAAGAUUCAAUCAGGCAGUCUCUGCAAUUCACUUCCGAGUGAAUUUCAAUCCCUGCCAAUUUGAAUUCAACGCGAAUUCGACUCAAAUUCUCUCGAAAGUGAAUUACAGAACCUGCCUGUAUAUUUAAGAGUUUUGUUUGGGCGGAUUAUAAAUCGCACCAAGUUACCUAAGGACUGAAGAACUGAACUUUAAUUUAUUUGAAAGUAUUUUAAAUACU
This is a messenger RNA of Rhagoletis pomonella (apple maggot), 1211 nucleotides long. RefSeq lists its product as uncharacterized. The record is from RefSeq and is a predicted model, not a curated record. The transcript is spliced from 3 exons. The coding region runs from base 283 to 828 and encodes 181 amino acids. Lineage: Eukaryota; Metazoa; Arthropoda; Insecta; Diptera; Tephritidae.